AUGGGGCUCACCAGUUUUUCAAAAUUUUUUCUUCAGGUGCUAGCUACAGAUAUGUCCAAGCAUAUGUCCCUUUUGGCCGAUCUGAAAACUAUGGUUGAAGCGAAAAAAGUUGCUGGAAACAACGUAAUCGUCUUAGAUAAAUACAACGAUAAGAUACAGGUUUUACAAUCCAUGAUUCACCUGGCUGAUUUAUCAAAUCCAACGAAACCCAUCGAACUGUAUCGGCAAUGGAACUCACGGAUUUUAGAAGAAUAUUGGAGGCAAGGAGAUCGGGAGAAAGAGUUGGGUAUCGAAGUGUCGCCAAUGUGCGAUCGAGGAAAUGUCACUAUAGAGAAAUCACAGGUUGGCUUCAUCGACUAUAUUGUGCAUCCAUUGUAUGAGACAUGGGCGGAUCUCGUCUAUCCGGAUGCGCAGAACAUUCUCGAUCAAUUGGAAGAAAAUCGAGAAUGGUACCAA
This is a messenger RNA of Cylicostephanus goldi, 456 nucleotides long. The record is from the annotation of a GenBank genome assembly. NCBI's taxonomy places the organism in Eukaryota, Metazoa, Nematoda, Chromadorea, Rhabditida, Strongylidae.